Molecule: messenger RNA, 3792 nt
Organism: Seminavis robusta
Lineage: Eukaryota; Bacillariophyta; Bacillariophyceae; Naviculales; Naviculaceae
Source: the annotation of a GenBank genome assembly
AUGUUGGGUUGGGCUCAUGCCAGUGGGUCCCUGUUGGAGCCCGCUCGACUGAGUUGCAAUGCCGCCUAUAGUGCUCCCUGUUCCCGCACCAACUCGGAAUGGCUGGCCAAGAGUAUCACACAAGACUUUGCAGAGAAAAGUCGCAACAACGAAACGACUCUGGAGGCACUUUUUCAGGAAAUUACGGAUCAAAACCACAAUAUGCGGGUCGGAUUUUAUCCCUUUGUCUUUCACAUGGAGAACGCAACCUGUGCGGCCCAUGGUGCGGUCCCUGAAUACGUUGGGAAGACCUUGCUUGGCGUCUUCUCUUAUGUCGGCAUUUCCUUCUCGGACCCGGUCGCUUUGAUGGAACGCUUUGUAGCAGCCGCAAAGAACGGGGGAGGAUGGGUGCGAUAUAUCUGGAGCAAUGGAGCUCAAGGUCAUGCAAAGUUAGCUUUUGUGACUCUCCUCACGGACGAAUAUUUCCUCGGGGUGGGCUACGAGAAUACUCCCCUUCCUAUUGACGUGCCAUGCUCAGCGAGUUUUGAUUCAUGGUGCAGUAUUGCCAAUGUUAGGUCUUUGCUGGGGAAAGCACAGACUCAAAUAUCGUUGGCUGAAUCGUUGCCUCAAUUUGAAGCUGCCGUUUACGAGUUGACCUUCAAUAAGGAUUAUCAGAUUCCAGGAGGAUUCUAUGUUUAUAUGUACGGCUACGAUGGAUGCCUCAAGAGCCAUGCCAUCCUAAACGAUUAUUUGGGAUCCACGUUUGCCGAUGUAAUUGUCGACAAGAAGCUAGGGACGGCUGAAGAAGCUUGGGAACUGCAUAAUCAAUUUGUUACGGCUGCAGAGGGAGCAAACACAGGCUGGGUGAGGUACCUUUGGAAGAACGCAGACGACAAGGUCUUCACCAAAGUGGCGUUCGUCAUCAAGAUCGACUUUCGGGGAAAGUGGUACUACCUCGGAUGUGGUUUUGAUUUUAACAGUCAAGCUAGCGCCAACCCCAUGACGAUGGCUCCGUCCUCGGGGCCAAUGCUGCCAAUGCCCGUGUCAGAGCCGAUGACGAGCUCCGUGCAAUCAAUGGUAGAGUCUUCGGCGCAGUCAAUGAUGGAUUCCUCCGGGACCGCUAUGGGUUUGUCAGUCCCCAUGUUUCCAGCGAAGCCUUGCUCGCAAAGCUACAACCUCCCGUGCUCCUUUCGAACGGCUUUGCAGCUUUCUAGUCAUGCCUUGGUCCAUGUGAUAUCAUCGCCAACCUCUGAGGAAGAGACUUGGAGGGCCAUCACGGAGGAUCCAAGGUUUCGAAGCAACGAUUUCUAUGUAUUUGUUUCUGAAUUUGACACUGCGAUCUGCAGGGCCCACGGUUUGGUUCCGGGAUACGUCGGAAUGACGACCUCUGAAAUUUUCGUCCAGAACAACAUCCCAGUAGACGGGAACGCCGUACACAACAAUUUCCAAAAAGCAGCGGAAAAUGGCAAUGGAUGGGUUCUUUAUGAUUGGAUUGUGCCAGGAGUAAAAGAUUCCAUCUUCCAAAAAGUGUCCUAUGUCUUCCAGAUCAAUCUGCACGGGAAACGUUAUUAUGGCGGAGUUGGCUUCAAUCAUCACCGUGCUCCACUGCAGGAGUUCAAGGAAAGUGGAACAACAAUGAACGGCGACCGCAUCCUCUGCACUCGGGAAUAUGGGAUGGCCUGCAGUGAUACCAACGUGCUUGCUCUGAUUGGGCAGGCAUCUGCGGAACUGACGCUGGCAGGAUCCGAUGCAAGAGUCACCCACGAUCGAGAGCAACAGAUUAGUCGAGUUGUUGACGAUAUUCUCAAGGCAAUCAACGACAAGGAUCCUGCUUUUAGUGUCAACGAUUUUUAUCUGAGUGUUUUCCACUUCAAUUCAUUCAUAUGCGAAGACGAUGGUUCUGGUUGCUGCGUUGCGCACGGUGCAGAUAGGAGUAUGGUAGGGAAAACCUGGCAACAGAUCUUGCGUAAGGACAGCAUCACGUCCAUCACGGGACAACAUCUUCACGAAAGGUUGAUUCAGAGUUGCAGCUCGGACUAUGGUUUUUUCGACUACCUCUAUUCGGAGACCACAGGAGAAGCGCGUACCAAGCGUGCGGUCGUGGCUAGUUUCCAAGAUGUGAUGGAUGAGGACUUAUACGUUGUCGCGGAGUACUUUUUGACCCCUCCACCUCCCACUUGUGACAACUGCCCCAACCACAUGGAAUGUACAGAAAGGUCACAAUCGUUUUGCAAGAUAAAGCGAAAGGAUACUUCGCACAGCCCCAUUCCGUGGAUUGUUGCUUUGUCUGUUCUGAUCGUGUCGAGUGCCCUGGGUUUCUACUAUUACAAGCGCCGAAACUGGAGGAAGCGGCAGAUUCUAGCAAAGAGAAUCAAGCAAAUGGAAGAGCAAAUGAAGGGGAUGGUCGAAAUCGUGCUCGACACUGGAACACAGCUCACAUCGGCUCAAGAUUACAAAGACAAGUUCGGUCUUGUGGGCGUUGGAAAGGCACCGUCCACCACCACCAAGCAGGUGAAAAUUGUUUGGUGUUGGAAAGAGAAUACGGCUUUUCUUCCAAGGCAUAAUCCAUCCUCGAUCAUCCCGGGAACGAGCUUCGUCAAGUACCAAGAGAGCAUUUCGGCCCAGAUUGAAGAAGCGUACAACUUCUGGAAAGACGGAAGAGGAUACAAGGAAGUUCGAGUCGACCUCACGGACAAGGUUCGGAAGAUCCAAAACCAAGCUUCUGGAGCAAAUUACGUCCUUGAUUUUGAAGAAAUGACGCAGCGUAAUCUUUGGAGCGAACACGUGCGUGAAAUUCGCCGACAAGAACACGUUGUUGAGGCAUUGCAGUCUGGAGUUGUAGAUCAUCUACCCCGUUUGCCGCGCAGCAUCGACUUCUUCGGUGCCGACGGGGAAGAUUUUCUGCCGACGUUCAAGGGACAAGUUAUUCAAGUCUCCAAAGAACACUGUGACAGACAGUGGCUCUACGGAAGUGUUCUGUAUGAUCCUCUCUUGGUAGAUGCUCAAAGCAAACCCCAUGGGAACCUCGCCACGGAAGGGCUGAAUAGGAUCUUGUCAGUGGCCUUGCACGACCGACCGACGUCAGGAUGGUUCCCUUCUGCCGUCUCUAGACCAGCUGACGUGAAUGUCAUGAAAAACCUACUGCAUUCGUUGGGCGGUGACGGUGUUUCUAAUCUGAAGGCACCCGCAACGUGGGAUGCGAACAAGGAGGGUUUGGUUCUUGUUGCCAAAAACACUGAAGAGUACCGUGCGGUAGAAGCCAACUUCUUAGCGGCACUUUACGACCAGGUGGAAUUCGUUACCGUUGUCGGGAUCGAGCGUAUCCAAUGCAUGCCACUGUGGCAGUCCUAUGCGGUCAAGAAAGAAACAAUGAAGUUGCGCGAUGCAAAAAGCCCUGAGAACAGAGACAACAACCAGGAUCCCAGUGUGGAACGGAAAUGGCUUUUCCAUGGUACUACAACGGCUGUCAUCCCCAAGAUCGUCAAGCAGGGGUUCAAUCGCGCCUUCGCUGGUCGUAACGCUGUCGCGUUUGGUAAGGGCGUGUAUUUUGCCCGUGAUGCGUCCUAUUCAAGCCACAGAGCCUACUCUACUCCGGAUUGGGACGGGACUCAACACAUAUUUAUGUGUCGAGUCGCUGUCGGUGACUGGUGCCAGGGCACCAAUGGCCAGCUGACACCAGAUCCCAAACCAAGGAACCCAUUGGAAUUGUUCGACUCCACUGUUGACAAUGUUCUCGACCCUUCGAUUUUCGUUGUGUACCACGACGCCCAGGCGUAUCCAGAUUACCUGGUUUCCUUCCAGCGAAGCGACUGA